Molecule: messenger RNA, 1461 nt
Organism: Drosophila novamexicana
Lineage: Eukaryota; Metazoa; Arthropoda; Insecta; Diptera; Drosophilidae
Product: short-chain dehydrogenase/reductase family 16C member 6
Exons: 4
Coding region: 421-1404 (327 amino acids)
Cellular component (GO): lipid droplet
Molecular function (GO): oxidoreductase activity, acting on the CH-OH group of donors, NAD or NADP as acceptor
Source: RefSeq, a predicted model, not a curated record
ACGCAAACCUGGCCAGCAAAAUAAAAAUACAACAACAACGAAAAAAAAAAGAUACAAAGCCAGCGAAUUUUAACAAACGUAGCGCGCGCCUCCGCAAAUAAAAGAAAUAAAAUAGUAAUAAUAAAACGGCAACAAAAGAGUGAAAUUUCAAAUGAGUUUCAUUUGAAUUCAUUGUGUUCGUUCGGGCUCGGUUCACUGGCGGAAUACCUGAUCAUUAACAUGCAAAGUGCUUGGCCCACUCUGCGCAAAUAAAAGCUAUAAGCCGACAAUUUUGUAUUGUGUCUCGCAUACGAAACUACAUCCACACGUGUUUGGCAGCCCAUUGCGAAUUUAUUAAUAAUUACAAGGCCCUUGUCUUGGGGUUCAAUAAAAGCCUUUCGGACACAUCGAUCUUUGGUUUAUGAGAAAUUCUUCGGCAACAUGAACAAUCCUACGGCUCCUGGCCUGCUGCACAUGGAAAAGCCUUUGGCUGCUUUCUGUCAAUUUUUCUUGGAUUUAAUUGUGUUCACAAUUAAAUCUAUAUUUUAUAUAUCGGAAUCGCUUUAUUAUACAAUAUUGCCGCAGCGUUUUAGAAAGUUGAAGAACAUAUCGGGCCAGGUGGUGCUCAUAACUGGCGGGGGCGGCGGAGUUGGACGAUUGAUAGCCCUCAACUUUGCCAGACUGGAGGCGCGCAUUGUCAUCUGGGACAUCAAUCAAGAAGCCAUCAAGACGACAGUCGAUCUGCUGGCCAAGCAUGGUUUUAACAAUUGCAAGGGCUAUGUGGUGGACAUAUCGGAUCGUGAACAGAUCUAUCAGCGUGCGGCACAGGUCGUCGAGGAUGUCGGCCAUGUGGAUAUCUUGAUCAACAAUGCGGGCAUCGUGUGCUGCAAGCCCUUCUGGGAGCUGCACGAUCGCGUCAUCCAGAACACGUACAACAUCAACAUCAUUUCCCAUUACUGGACAGCGAAGGCCUUUCUGCCGCACAUGAUGCGACAGAAUCGUGGACACAUUGUGACCGUUGGCUCCGUAACAGGCAUGCUGGGCACCUACGGAUGCAGCGAUUAUGCGGCAACCAAGUACGCUUGCAUUGGCUUCCACGAAAGCCUGCUGACGGACCUGAAGGCGCACGGCUAUGACCAGAUACAGAUGAGCCUCGUUUGUCCCUAUUACAUCAACACGGGCAUGUUCUCGGGCGUGAAGCCGCGCCUGGUGCCCAUGCUGGAGCCCCAAUACGUGGCCGAUCGCAUCGAAGGCGCGGUGCGUCGCAACGAGGUCUGGUGCGUGCUGCCCAACUCUAUCCGCCUGCUGACGCCGCUUAAGUGCUUGCUGCCGGCCAAAAUGUGCUGGGAGCUGAUUUCGCGCGUCAUUCGCGGUCCCGAGUCCAUGAUGAUGUUCCAGGGUCGCGGACGCGUCGCCGCCGGCUAGCAAUAUAUAAAAGAGUUCCAAUUUUAGACUUAAGCUUAAAUUUAUAUUCAUAUUAAA